GGGCCAACUACGUUUACGGAAGAGCAACUGGUGAAAGUGGAGUUUAAUGGAUGAGGAAGGGAUAUUUGUCAAUCCGUACAAUAGAUAAAUUCGCCCUGUAGUAGUGUCCCUUAACCGAAUAUCUAUAAUGCCUUUAUUUGCACAAAAUCCAUUCGAUCAGGAUGUGGAAAAGGCAACCUGCGAAACCAAUACCACAGACGACUGGGCUGUCAUAAUGGAGAUAUGUGACCGCGUUGGGACGACACCCAAUGGCGCAAAGGACUGUCUCAGGUCAAUCAUGAAGCGUGUCAACCACAAAGUCCCACAUGUGGCCAUGCAAGCUCUAACUUUGUUGGGAGCUUGUGUUUCAAACAGCGGCAGGAUCUUCCACCUGGAGAUCUGCUCACGAGAGUUUGCCAGUGAAGUGCGCAGUACAUUGCCGAGGGCCCAUCCCAAGGUGAGUGAGAAGUUGAAGGCUCAGAUGAUGGAAUGGGCCGAGGUCUUCCAGAAAGAUCCGCAGCUCAGCCUCGUCAGCGCCACUAUAAAAUCCCUGAAGGAGGAGGGGGUGACCUUCCCUUCCGGCACUCAGAGCUCCAGUGUGAAGGCUAACAGCGCUCCUCCUGCCAGCAGAGGCGCUACUGAUGAUGACCUAGCUAAAGCCAUCGAGCUGUCCCUGCAGGAGCAGAAGCAGCAGGUGGAGACGCGGCCACUCACCUUCACGGCCGACCCACCCUACAACGUCAACGGUGGCAAGGAGUCGCGGAAAGUGCGAGCCCUCUACGACUUUGAAGCGGCCGAGGACAACGAGCUCACCUUCAAGGCUGGGGAGCUCAUCAUCAUCCUGGACGACAGUGACCCAAACUGGUGGAAAGGGGAGAACCACAGAGGAGUCGGCCUCUUCCCAUCCAACUUUGUCACAACUAAUCUCAACGCUGAGCCUGAACAAGCGGCGUAUGUGGAGAACACUACUGUGGUAGAGGAGCCUACUGUGGAGGCGAGAGCAGAGCCCGAGUCU
Messenger RNA from Clupea harengus (Atlantic herring), 994 nucleotides. It is a transcript of the gene stam2, whose product is annotated as signal transducing adapter molecule 2-like. Gene Ontology annotation, cellular component: endocytic vesicle. Lineage: Eukaryota; Metazoa; Chordata; Actinopteri; Clupeiformes; Clupeidae. The annotation marks the transcript as partial. The record is from RefSeq and is a predicted model, not a curated record. The transcript has 9 exons. Gene Ontology annotation, biological process: signal transduction. Gene Ontology annotation, molecular function: ubiquitin binding; phosphatidylinositol binding.